AUGAAACCAGCCAAGACAAUACUGCCUCUCCUCUUCUUGUUUCUGAUCAGCUUCUCAAUCUUGCUUCCUUGUGGAAAAGCUACAACAUCUAACAAUAAUGGCUUUAGCAUCAAACUCAUCCCCAGAGACUCUCCUGAAUCCCCUUUCUUCCCAGGCAAAAGCCUCACUCACAAAGACAGAAUGAAAAGGCUAGUCAACCAUUCCAAUGUUCGCCUUCAACACUACGUAACUCACCCUUCCACCGUCCGCCUGCCGAUGAUGAGUCUAAAGGGCAUACUUUUUAUGGCCAAAGUAGGCAUUGGAACACUCCCAAGUACCCCCACAAGCCCACCACAGAAGUCACUCUUCCUCCUCAUUGACACAGGCAGUGACCUAAUUUGGACUCAAUGCGAAACUCGUCUUCCAAACCCUCCUUUUCCCAAUAGCCAUUCUAGUUUAAAUCAUCCGUUACCUUGUGACAGACACCCUCUUUGCUUCAAAGGCCAAUGCAACCGCAAAGCCUGCUCUUAUGCAAGAAAAUACGCGGAUGAUUCCUCGUCGAAAGGAAUUCUUGCCACAGAGACUUUCACUUUCGGUUCGCAUAGGACUAAUGUUUCCUGA
Messenger RNA from Morus notabilis, 600 nucleotides. RefSeq names its product aspartic proteinase nepenthesin-2. The record is from RefSeq and is a predicted model, not a curated record. The coding region runs from base 1 to 600 and encodes 199 amino acids. NCBI's taxonomy places the organism in Eukaryota, Viridiplantae, Streptophyta, Magnoliopsida, Rosales, Moraceae. The transcript has a single exon. Gene Ontology annotation, cellular component: extracellular region.